UUGUUAUUUGGUUGUGUGAGCGUAUGAACGUGUGAGUAUAAAUACAUACAUACAUAUUUUUCGUAAGAAAAAAGUUGAUUGUGACCUCGGAGUUUGGUCGGCAGCGAAACUUUGGAAUUACUGCUCAUGGGUGAAUAUACACGCCACAGACGAGAAAACGGCCUCAUGAGCCUAUGGAACGGGAAGGACCUUUGGUACACACAACGACCUCUCCCACACAUAUAUGUACCUAUAUAUAUAUAUAUAUAUAUAUAUAUAUACACAUACACACUUAAAGCCUUCUACGCAAGUUCCCAUAUACAGAUUUACUCUACGUAUUACUUGCUCGUUGGUUUCUUUUCUCCAUGUUUAUAUAAGCAUUUAUAUUUGGUAGAAUGGGCGGUUCCCAAAUCAUUGACCAAACCCACUUCAUCUUGUAAUAUUGUAUGAGUGGAAGAUACAGGGAAGAUAAUGGAGUUAUAUUAAGAGAGAGAGAGAGAGAGAGAGAGAGAGAGAGAGAGAUGUUAUUUGACACACAAAAUAUAAUUCUAGAAGGUUCACAAAGAUAGGAGGUAUACAAUUCUGUACGUAGGAUAAUAUAUUCAUAUGCAUAGAAAAACGAAACAUAAAAUUCAAAAUGGAUGCUCUUUGUUGUCUGUCGGUUUUCAAUUGCUACGAAUCGAAAAGAAAGAAAAUGUCUUUGCUUUCAACCUUCCAUAUCAUAUAACCUGUAUUCAUUCACGAUUUUGUGCUUGACCAACGCACGUACGAAUGGUCAAUGAAAACAAAGAAAAUAAUGAAAUAGAAUAAGGACAAUUUGUUCCACUCCUUUGUGACGGAAAUAUAAAUUUUCUUUUGUUGCGAUGCACCAAUCUUAGAAUCUCCCAACCAUGCAUAAACAAUGGCUCUGUUUAUUUUUCGGUGUAACUUCUAGAACUUAACACGAUAAUUUGUCUUCAUAAAAUCAACAUCGACGCGUUCGUCCGUCUGUGCUCUCGUUUAACUCACAUAAUCAAUAUACCAAAAUAUAUUUGGCUGAUCCAGACCACUAAAGAACAUUGUGUUUUGCAAAGUCCGUUAUUGGAGUUCAAUUUACGUGUUGUGGCCUCAUAUCCAAUUCCACCUCCAUUCGUCUCACAAUGAUGUUUGAUUCACUUCACGACGUGGCCACAUCUAACAUGUCGUUCUUCAGCCUAGAUAUGACAUCAAAUUCUGUGGUUACAGUGUCUCCUCUCAACUCAACGGCAUCUGUUCAAUACAGAACUCCUCUCCUACAAAGUAAACCAAUCUUAGCCAUAAUCUACCUCAUAAUAUUGCUUACCGUGUCCUGUUUCGGUAUGGUGACCAAUCCUAUCAGCUUCAUUAUUCAUUACAAGAACCAAAAGCUAAAUAAAGUCGGGCGAAUAUUUCUGAUGAACCUCUGUUUGGCCGACAUGUGCGUGAAUUGUGUCAGCAUGCCAGCUUGUGCUAUUGGUAUAAUCAAAGGCGAACAGUUCUUUCGAAGUAGAUCAACCUACUGUCAAUUCGUCAGUUCGCUUUGUUUCACGGCUUGUGUCUGCGCCAUCCUCAAUUUAUCCAUGGCAACUAUCAACAGGUAUAUUUUCGUUUGCCAUAAUCAAAUGGGUGGGAAAAUGUUCAACCGGCGAAAUUCCCUAUCGACUAUAUUUUUGGUGUGGCUAGUUUCCUUCCUGUUGGAAUCGGGCAAUAUAUUCGGCUUAUAUGGACACGAAUACGACUAUAAACAACAUGCGUGUGUUUGGAACAGGGUAGCCAGCCACGCUUAUACUUUGUACAUAACGCUUGUACUUAUUAUGUCGCCGCUUUUUUCAGUCGGUGUUCUCAACCUGUUGAUCUUACGAAAGAUACAGAAGACCAAAAUGGAUAUAUGUAAACUUAGCGAUACCAACCAGAUCCGAGGAAAGAAAUCUUGGUUGGCUGAAACUCUCCGAACAUCUCGGACGAUUUUCCUUCUGUUUAUGGUUUUUAUGUUUUGCUGGUGCCCAUAUGUGUUUGUUAUCGCAUGCGAUCCAAAGGAUCUACUGCAGGAAGAAGUGUAUCUAUUCGUGGCCCUUCUGGUGCAUUCACACUCCAGUUCAGGAUUCUUAGUGUACUGGAUCGGCAGCAAAGAGUUCGUUAAAGCUGUCAAGAGGUUGCUUAACAUACCGUGCCUAGAAUCCAAAUCGAAGCAAAGAGUAAAGAUUUAUGGUAUAAGUAGUAACACUACCAACAGGAAUUUCGACAACCUCGUUUCAUUGCGAUUAAGUAAGCAGACCAGCAGAACAUCAAUGACAAGCAAUGUGAACACAAGCUUCGAUAUGAACAAUAAAAUGCAUCAGCAGAGUGCCUCAAAUUUGGAGGAAGGAUUUAAUCGAUUUUAUCAACCCCAGAUAGACGAUAGAGAAAGCUGACCUCGGCGGUAUUUGAAGCUAGAAUGUAAAGGGCAUUAACCAAACAACGCAAUGCCUUUUGGUCCGCGUUCUACCGAUUCUGGCUGAAUAUUCAAAUGGUUUCUUUAUUUAAAAAACAAUUUACCCUUCAACUAACCAACCAGCCAACCAACCCACUGGUUGAUUCCGAAAGCUGCAUUGGUUAUAAACGUAUACAUAUCAAUCAGAAACCUUAAUGUUGGUUUGGUGCAUAAUUAUUGCGGCUCUUUUUCAACAAAUUUUAUUCAACAAAAACAAUAACAAUAUUUAGCAAAAACACCUUUAACUGCCGGUCUGACCGUCUGCCAAGCAAAUGAGAAGCAAUAAUUGAAGUAGAUGGGGAAUAUGCUCCGGAACAAUCAUUUAAAGAUGUUUUUGUUACAUGUUGUUAUUGUUUUUGUUGAAUAAAAUCUGUUGGAAAAAAGCCGCAAUAAUUAUGCACCAGUCCAAUAUUUUAUUGUGGAGACAUGUUUUUCUUUGUGUAUCUUUAUCCACUCAUACACAUAUUCAAUAAACAAAUUUAUCUUUUGUUUGAAUAUGUUCUACAUCCUAAAUAUAAACACCCUACCUCUCUCUUUGUCUCUCCCUCUCUUCACACAUACACGGACACACACACACACACACACACACAGACACACACACACACACACACACACACACACACACACACACAC
Molecule: messenger RNA, 3079 nt
Organism: Octopus bimaculoides (California two-spot octopus)
Lineage: Eukaryota; Metazoa; Mollusca; Cephalopoda; Octopoda; Octopodidae
Product: melatonin receptor type 1B
Biological process (GO): G protein-coupled receptor signaling pathway
Cellular component (GO): membrane
Molecular function (GO): G protein-coupled receptor activity
Source: RefSeq, a predicted model, not a curated record